This is a messenger RNA of Diutina rugosa, 1218 nucleotides long. RefSeq names its product adenosylmethionine decarboxylase (gene SPE2). Gene Ontology annotation, molecular function: adenosylmethionine decarboxylase activity. Gene Ontology annotation, biological process: spermidine biosynthetic process; spermine biosynthetic process. Gene Ontology annotation, cellular component: cytosol. The record is from RefSeq and is a predicted model, not a curated record. The transcript has a single exon. Lineage: Eukaryota; Fungi; Ascomycota; Pichiomycetes; Serinales; Debaryomycetaceae. The coding region runs from base 1 to 1218 and encodes 405 amino acids.
AUGACCUUUGACUACGUCGACUGCCAAUUGAGCGCCAACCUCGACUCCACCAACGCCUUCGAAGGCCCCGAGAAGUUGUUGGAGGUGUGGUUCUGGGCCGACCGCGAUGCCAUCCCCCCCACCGAGCCCCAAGCGGGGUUACGCUCGUUACCCUUCCAACACUGGGUCGACGUGCUUGACUUGGUCAAUUGCAAAGUGUUGCUGGUGAAACGCACGCGUACGAUGGACGCCUACUUGUUGAGCGAGCUGUCGUUGUUUGUGUUUGACAACCGCAUGGUGCUUAAAACCUGUGGCACCACCACCACGUUAGCGUGCUUAGACCACCUUUUCGCCUCCGUCGGCCAGCACUUCCCCUCCGUCGCUGGUGGCGGCCAGCUGAUCCACAAAGUGUUUUACUCGCGCCGUCUGUUUAUGUUCCCUGACCGCCAAGUGCACGUGCACACCGACUGGACUAAGGAAGUGGGUUUGCUUAACCAGUACUUCCCCAACGGCAAGCUGUACAUCGUCGGCGAUUUUACUAGCGACGACCACUGGUACUUGUACCAAGGGGGCCAGGGCCGCGACGUCCAGGCCCGUCCUGGUACCAACCACGACCAGACGUUUGAGAUCUUGAUGACUCAAUUGGAUGAAGAUAAAGCGCAACAGUUUGUCGUUGCUCGCGAACCCGGUGAGCUGCUGAUGGGCGUUGACGAAGACCUUGGCCACCAGUUGGGCCGGGUCACAAUGCUGGCUCUGGGGCUCGCCGAUAUCUUUGGCGAAAGCGAUGGGCCCACCCACUUGCCGCUGCCGUCAAUGAGUGACGACGAGGAACCCGAAAAGGCUACUGGGUUUGUCCACGAUGCCUUUUCUUUUACUCCCUGUGGGUUCUCGCUGAACCUGAUCUCCCCCAGUGGAUACUACUAUACGCUCCACAUCACUCCCGAGCUGGGGUGGCUGUAUGCGCUGUUUGAGACCAAUUACCCUUUUGGUAAUGCCACCUCCGAGGAUAUCGUGGUGGUGCUCCAACGGGUGCUUUCCGUAUUUGGCCCGCGUAAGUUUUCCGUGACUCUCUUCGCCGAGGGUUCCCCCGAGAAUGCGGCGCUGUUCGCAGCAUUACAACUGCUGGACGCGGUGUUGGCCAAGCACGGCUACACCAAGAACGAAAAGAUCGUGUAUGACUUGCGCGGCGGCUACUCGUUGUUGUACUUAAACUUUGCCCGCCACGACGUGAGAGUGUAA